Molecule: messenger RNA, 557 nt
Organism: Cynoglossus semilaevis (tongue sole)
Lineage: Eukaryota; Metazoa; Chordata; Actinopteri; Pleuronectiformes; Cynoglossidae
Gene: ddt
Product: D-dopachrome tautomerase
Exons: 3
Coding region: 104-460 (118 amino acids)
Molecular function (GO): phenylpyruvate tautomerase activity
Source: RefSeq, a predicted model, not a curated record
GUGCAAUCUUACAAAGUUCGUCCACUUCCUCUCUGACUCUUUGCCGUCUCCUCGUCGUAGUGACAUCGUCUAAUUCUUCGGUAAAGGUCGUUAUUUUAUCAAUAUGCCAUUCGUGCAGCUGCAGACCAACAUGGCGGCCUCCUGCUUUUCCGAGGACUUCCUGCACAAGAUUAGCAGCUGCACCGCAUCGGCUUUGGGAAAACCUCAGGACNNGAUGAAUGUGAUCAUAAUGCCAGGAUUGCCGAUGCUGAUGGCUGGCUCUUCCUCUCCUUGUGUCAUCCUGUCCAUAUCUGCCAUUGGAGUGACAGACACCGCUGACAAAAACAAGGAGCACAGCAUCAAGAUGUUUGACUUUCUGACUAAAGAACUUGGUCUAACUGAAGACCGGAUUGCAAUUCAGUUCCACGCACUGCAGCCUCACCAGGUUGGAAAGAAGGGAACAGUGAUGACAUUUUUAUGAAGGAUUCUCCUGCUCCUGAUGUGACUCAAUUUACAUUUUGAUUAUUACAGAUGAAAUCAAAGUCACUGUAAAACUGUAGUACAAUAUUGAAUGAUUA